Molecule: messenger RNA, 652 nt
Organism: Trichoderma citrinoviride
Lineage: Eukaryota; Fungi; Ascomycota; Sordariomycetes; Hypocreales; Hypocreaceae
Product: transcription initiation factor TFIIA, small subunit
Exons: 4
Coding region: 198-545 (115 amino acids)
Biological process (GO): RNA polymerase II preinitiation complex assembly; transcription initiation at RNA polymerase II promoter
Cellular component (GO): transcription factor TFIIA complex
Molecular function (GO): RNA polymerase II general transcription initiation factor activity; TBP-class protein binding
Source: RefSeq, a predicted model, not a curated record
UCGCUAACGGUCACUGCGCUGAGGCUGGCUUAGCGUCAAGGCUGCCUAUAACCAUCAACCUCAACCGUUCAUCUGUCAGCAGUCGCAGACUCUCCCCAGACAUCAACGCCUCCCAGCCCUUUCCAUUCCGCUUCCAGCACCAAACGCCGCAAAGAAGCCUCUCGCCUCCUAUCGAAUAUCAUACACCCCUUUCAGCCAUGGCAAGCGGCGCGCAGUCCUUCUACGAGCUCUACCGCAGGAGCAGCAUCGGCCUCGCCCUGACGGACACGCUGGACGACCUCAUCAGCGAGGAGCGCAUCCACCCGCAGCUGGCCAUGAAGAUCCUCAGCAACUUUGACCAGGCCAUCACCGAGGCGCUGCAGAAGAACGUCAAGAGCCGGCUCCAGUUCAAGGGAAGCUUGGACACAUAUCGAUUCUGCGACGAAGUAUGGACGUUCCUCAUCAAAAACGUCACCUUCAAGAUGGACAAUGGCAGCGUCUCUGUUCAGGCGGACAAGGUCAAGAUUGUUAGCUGCAAUGCAAAGAGACCUGGCGAGGGACAGUGAAAAAGCGCGACAGGAGGAUUUUUUUCUUUUUCGUUGAUCGAUUCGGAGUUUGGGGCAAACAAGCAUCAAUAUCGGCAACGGGACGGCGUUUUGGGUUUACGGUUACA